UUCAUCCCCACAAUGUCGCCUGCAUUGCUCCUCAACAACGGUCACAUUCAUUCCAACGAACACCGGCCUGACGGAUUCGCAACGAACGCGAUUCAUGUCGGCUCAGAACCGAGCCAAGAGACGGGAGCGGUGAUGCCCUCUAUCGCUCUCAGCACAACGUUCAAGCAAGAUGCUGUUGGUGUGCACAAGGGUUAUGAGUACUCCCGCUCCGGAAAUCCCAAUCGCGACGCAUUUGAGAAAGCAGUCGCAUCCCUAGAAUCUGGCAAAUACGGCAUCGCGUUUGCCAGCGGAUCUGCUACCACCGCUACUGUUGUGCAAUCACUUGGGCCUGGUGCUCAUGUCGUUGCCGUUAAUGACGUCUAUGGCGGCACUUUCCGGUACCUUACGAGAGUGGCUUCGGAGACGCAAGGGCUAGAAGUGUCGUUUGUCGACCUCGAGACUUCAUCGGAUGAAGCGAUUUUGUCAAGCAUAAGACCAAAUACUAAGCUGGUCUGGAUUGAGAGUCCGACGAAUCCGACACUUCGUGUUAUCGAUGUUCCUGAUAUCAUCCGCCUCGUCCAUUCGCAUCCAUCUCACCCACUUGUCCUGGUCGAUAAUACCUUCCUGUCUCCGUUCUACUCUUCUCCCCUCCUCCUAGGCGCCGACAUCGUUAUGCAUAGCGUAACGAAAUACAUCAACGGCCAUUCCGACGUCGUCAUGGGCGUUCUUGUGCUGCCACAGCGGCACGUGCGGCUAGCGGAGCGCUUACGGUACCUGCAGAACGCGUCUGGAGCAAUUCCCUCUCCAUUUGACUGCUGGCUGGCCCUGCGUGGCGUCAAGACGCUUCCUUUGCGAAUGAAGCAGCACGGGUUGAACGCGCUCCGAAUUGCUAACCGGCUCCUCGACUCGCCUUACGUAGAAGAAGUCAUCUAUCCCGGCCUCAUCGACGCUUCUCGCCACGCUAUUGCUCUGGCAUCUCUCUCGCCCCAUGCUGCAAAGUUCAUCGACACGCUGCCGGCGGACGUCGUCGCCCACGGGGUGCCAUAUGGCGGGAUGGUCAGCUUCAGGAUCAAGGGCGGAGAGGGAGCAGCGGAGAAGUUCUUGACGAAGACUAGGUUGUUUACUCUUGCUGAGAGCCUGGGUGGAGUGGAGAGUCUUGCUGAACUUCCUGCUCUCAUGACACAUGGGAGCAUUCCGAAGGAGGAGCGAGAGAAGAUCGGGAUCACCGAUGACCUGAUUCGGCUCAGCAUCGGCUGUGAGGAAGUGGAAGAUCUUAUCGACGAUAUCGAUCAGGCUCUCGCAGCGGCAGUCGCACAGUCCACAUCGCUGGUCGAUGAUCUCACUGUGAAGAAGGCUCAUGCCGCUGCGAUUGUACACCACAUAAAUGGCGUUCACCCCCUGCACGCUUAGACCGCUUUUUUGGACUAUACAAUCAACUUCAUUCCUUCAAUGUCUUGUGUUACAACAUAUCGCACAUGUAAACAAUUAGAUCAAUGGCAAACAGCGAUGAAUAGAUACAAAGACCGAUGUGAGAACUUGAAAGUUCGGUCUGUCAGAAUGCGUAUCCAGUGGUGAAACUGAGCGCUCCAGGAGAAGUAGGCCGCGUGAACGGCGGUCGGACUUCCGCAAGCUCUGAGAUUGCUUGCUCAUAUCGUUUUCGCCAUCGGAGCGCAUCGGUCUCGUGGUUAUGUGCCGACUCUUUUGCGGUUCGCGCUACUUGGUCAACUUCGAUGAGCUCGUCCUUUACUUCCAUCAUCUCGUGGUCCAAAUCACGGCAUAUAUUCUUCCACCUUGCGAGCUCUGAGUUCCGCCUCUUCAACUCCCUAUGGAGAUCCGCACACUCCUUCUCCGCAGCUUCCACUUUCACGCGCUCGUUUAGCACUUCCAGUUGUACGGCCGUCAACUCUUCGUCGAAUAGUUUCUUCUGAUCAUCUAAACUCCUGAUGACAGCUUCAUAUUGAACCAUGUCUCCAUAUGCUUUCGACAACCGCUUCAUGGUUCUCAUAUAUGUGUUCAAACGAACGACGGUACUCUGAAAUGAGGCCUGUGCCGCACUCCCCUUCUGCAGCCAUUUCUGCAUCAAGUUCACCGCCGAUUCAAACCUCUCAGGAUGGCAGUCAUCGAUGGCCUUUAUGACCACUUCCUCGACUCUUGAUGCGUCUUGUGCAUCGUCCAGAUUGACCGAUGGGAAUAUCCGUCUGGCUUCUCGACUUAGAUAUGGAUCACGACAUAAGGCGCAGUGCUUAGGAUCCUGUGCUUCUAAACAUGAGAGACAAAAUACAUGACCACAAGAAAUAGAAUAGGGGGCAUGCUCAGGUUCCGGGGUAAAAUCUUCAAAACAGGUUGGGCAGUUAUCAAAAACAAGCAUCUGGAUAUAAGGUAAGAAGAGGAAAUGCAAAAGGACUCGAACCAGAAUAUUGAACAAGAAAGUGUAGAUGUUGGACUAGUGGUCAAC
Molecule: messenger RNA, 2434 nt
Organism: Dacryopinax primogenitus
Lineage: Eukaryota; Fungi; Basidiomycota; Dacrymycetes; Dacrymycetales; Dacrymycetaceae
Exons: 9
Coding region: 13-1389 (458 amino acids)
Biological process (GO): transsulfuration
Cellular component (GO): cytoplasm
Molecular function (GO): pyridoxal phosphate binding; cystathionine gamma-lyase activity
Source: RefSeq, a predicted model, not a curated record